Molecule: messenger RNA, 363 nt
Organism: Erigeron canadensis
Lineage: Eukaryota; Viridiplantae; Streptophyta; Magnoliopsida; Asterales; Asteraceae
Product: protein PHLOEM PROTEIN 2-LIKE A1-like
Exons: 1
Coding region: 1-363 (120 amino acids)
Source: RefSeq, a predicted model, not a curated record
AUGGUGGAAGUUGCGGAAGUGAGAGGUGUUUGCUGGUUAGAGAUUCGUGGGAAAUUUGAGAUGGGCAGGCUAACACCGGGAAUCAACUAUGAGGUUGUAUUUGUGGUGAAGAUAAAAACUGAUAAUUACGGAUGGGAUGAGGUUCCAAUCAGUAGAAUACUCACUCUACCGGACGGAAGUAAACAAAUCCACAAGGAAGACUUCUCGAAGAAACCAACAUCCAAGUGGUUUGAGAUUCCGGUCGGGGAGUUUAUAGUAGACGCAAAAAAAGGAGGACCCUUCGAGUUUUCCAUGUUUGGAUACAGUGGGGUGCGGAAGAGUGGUUUAGUCAUUAAAGGUGCUAUCAUUCGACCAAAAUUCUAA